Pelobates fuscus (common spadefoot toad) is the source of this 901-nucleotide messenger RNA. It is a transcript of the gene CRYBB2, whose product is annotated as crystallin beta B2. Gene Ontology annotation, molecular function: structural constituent of eye lens. The record is from RefSeq and is a predicted model, not a curated record. Lineage: Eukaryota; Metazoa; Chordata; Amphibia; Anura; Pelobatidae. The transcript is spliced from 6 exons. Gene Ontology annotation, biological process: lens development in camera-type eye; visual perception. The coding region runs from base 125 to 742 and encodes 205 amino acids.
UAUUUUGUAAAUAGUCCUGGCACUGUUCUCCUGCCCGUGUCCACUAUAAAUGUAACCAAGUGCAGUUUGCCUUUUACUGGAACAAGCGGGUACUGGCAUACGGGAAAAACACAAAAGCCUUACAAUGGCAUCUGACCAUCAGACUCCAGCCACCAAACAACAGCAGCCAAAUGCAAAGAUUGUCAUCUUUGAGCAAGAGAAUUUCCAAGGCCGAUGCCAUGAACUCAGCGCACCCUGUACCAACCUAAAGGAGGCUGGCAUGGAAAAAGUUGGCUCCAUGCUUGUGCACUCUGGACCCUGGGUAGGAUAUGAACAACAAAACUGCAAGGGGGAACAGUUUGUCUUUGAGAAGGGAGAAUACCCCCGCUGGGACUCCUGGACGAAUAGUCGAAGAAGUGACAGCAUCUGCUCCUUGAGACCUAUCAAAGUGGACAGCCAAGAGCACAAGAUUGUCCUCUAUGAAAACCCUAACUUCAGUGGAAAAAAGAUUGAGAUAAUUGAUGACGAUGUCCCAAGUUUCCAUGCUCAUGGUUACCAGGAAAAAGUAUCUUCUGUGAGAGUGCAAAGUGGAACGUGGGUUGGCUACCAAUACCCAGGUUACAGAGGUUACCAGUACCUGUUUGAGAAGGGGGACUACAAGGACAGCUCAGAAUUUGGCGCUCAGCACCCCCAAAUCCAGUCUGUCAGGCGCAUUCGUGAUAUGCAGUGGCACCAGAGGGGAGCCUUCCACCCCACCAGUUAAGAAACGUACUUCCUCUCUCUAGUGCCACUAAAGAAGAAGAGAAACCAAAAGGCUUUUACGUGAUCUGCUGCUGUUUUUCUCAUGGCAUGGUUGUCCCUAAUGCCACUGUGUGAGUAAACCUGCUGAAGCAAUUUAAUAAAAGCUUUGAGUUCCAAACUC